Molecule: messenger RNA, 291 nt
Organism: Mycena citricolor
Lineage: Eukaryota; Fungi; Basidiomycota; Agaricomycetes; Agaricales; Mycenaceae
Source: the annotation of a GenBank genome assembly
AUGGGCCAAGGAGCUGGCGAGGAGUGGGAAGUUGAAGAGGUUCUGGACGCCAAGAUGCGCUAUCAAAGCAUUUGGUACUUUGUGCGGUGGAAGGGCUAUGAUUUGUCGCACGACCAGUGGGUAAAGCACUCUGACAUCUUUGCAGAGGACGCUUUAGCGGCAUUCUACCGCAAAUACCCCAGCAAGCUGCACAUCAUUGCUGUCGCCCUCUUUGACUCCCUCCCAUUCCAACACCCCUCUGCCACCAUCCGCACGUUGCGUCGAGGCACCGCAAUCCAAGGGGGGGGGUGA